Molecule: messenger RNA, 2007 nt
Organism: Panicum hallii
Lineage: Eukaryota; Viridiplantae; Streptophyta; Magnoliopsida; Poales; Poaceae
Product: polygalacturonase At1g48100-like
Exons: 7
Coding region: 74-1648 (524 amino acids)
Biological process (GO): carbohydrate metabolic process
Molecular function (GO): polygalacturonase activity
Source: RefSeq, a predicted model, not a curated record
UUAUCUUCCAAACACAUACAGACAUAUACACAGAAGCUCAACGGGAGAUAGAUACAAAGUUACAAACACAAAGAUGAGGCUUGGGCUAAAAGGUCUCACCUUUCUGCUUCUCCUUUUCUUGCUUGUUCUGUGCUCCAGCAUCCGUCUAUGUGAUGCAAGAGGCGGGAAGCAUUGGAGGCGAAGCAGAGCGACCUCCACCUCUAUGCUGAGAAAAGGGAAACCAAAGAGCAGUAGUUCCCACAAGCAAAACGGCAAAGGAAAUCAGAGUCCAUACCAGCCAAGUCCGAGCACAAGCCCUGUCAGCCCGAGCGGAAGCCCUGUCCAGCGCAAAGGAGGCCAGGGUCCAACAAUGCCAACACCAGGUGGAGGAAGUGGAUGUACAGUGCCACCUCCACCGCUGCUGCGGCCGCCUCCACCGCCGUCUCCACCGGCAGCGCAGGACACAGUCUUCAACGUGGUUGAUUUUGGAGCCAAGGGUGAUGGGGUUACGGAUGAUACUCAGGCUUUUGAAGCAGCAUGGGCAGCAGCAUGCAAGGUGGAGGCAUCUACGGUUCUUGUACCAUCUGAACUCGAGUUUGUCGUUGGCCCAAUCUCAUUUUCUGGGCCUUACUGUAAACCAAACAUUCUAUUCCAGCUGGAUGGCACUAUUUUAGCUCAAACUAGUGCGAGAGUGUGGGGUUCUGGUUUGCUUCAAUGGCUUGAGUUCACAAAGCUAACUGGAAUAGCAAUCCAAGGCAGUGGUGUAAUAAAUGGUAGGGGGCAAGAAUGGUGGACCUACUCAGAUCCAAAUGACGACGAUGACAAUGAUGCAUUCAGAGUGGAGCUAGACAAGAUGCCACAGAUUAAACCUACGGCACUGAGAUUUUAUGGCAGUUCCAAUGUCACAGUAACGGGUAUCACGAUUGUUAACAGCUCACAGUGCCAUCUGAAGUUUGAUAGCUGCCAAGGAGUCAUGGUUCACGAUUUAACCAUCUCUUCCCCUGAGAAUAGUCCCAACACCGAUGGAAUACACCUGCAAAACUCCAGAGAAGUCAACAUUCACCACACUAACAUGGCUUGCGGUGAUGACUGUGUUUCCAUCCAGACAGGAUGCAGUGACAUAAACAUACAUAAUGUGAACUGCGGACCAGGCCAUGGGAUCAGUAUUGGUGGUCUAGGGAGGUAUAACACAAAAGCAUGUGUAUCCAACGUCACUGUAAGAGAUGUCAACAUGUACAAAACAAUGAAUGGUGUCAGAAUCAAGACUUGGCAGGGUGGUUCCGGGCUGGUUCAGGGUAUAAGGUUCUCAAACAUACUGGUCUCAGAAGUUCAAACGCCUAUCAUCAUAGACCAAUUCUACUGCGACAAAACAACAUGCAGAAAUCAAACUUCAGCAGUGGCUGUUUCAGGUGUUCAGUAUGAGAACAUCAGGGGGACUUUCACAAUUAAACCAGCCCACUUUGCGUGCAGCGACAACUCGCCUUGUUCAGAUAUCACUCUUACCGGAAUACAACUCAAACCCAUGACAGUACCACAGUACCACCUAUACAACCCCUUCUGCUGGCAAGCCUUUGGAAUGCUGUACACCCCAACCGUACCUCCCAUAUCUUGCUUGCAGAUCGGCAAACCAGCAGGGAACAGCGUGUUGUCAGAUGGUGACCUUUGCUGAAAGGCUGAGGCUCUCUAAAAAGGAGUGGAAGUGCUCAAGUGCCUUAAUCGGGACAAUACUGUUUGUGUCCAUCAGUUAAGGCGGUCGUCGUGAUUCUUCCGACCCCUUUGCACAAUGCCGUGUACUGUGCAUAUAUGCAGCUAUUGUCAGGGACUCAGGAAUCAGGAUAUGGCUUUUAUGGCACGUACCAACUCGCCUCUUGAUAGGAAAUAUAGGAAGUCGAUGAUAUAAUAUAGGUAGUGUUUGUCCCGUGUUUCCAGUGAUGUAUCAUGCAUACGUAUGAGAUGCUUCAAGGGAAAACAUAGAAUCAGCAGUCUGUAGCCCGCUUCACCGCAAUGCACAUACAAAUAUGAAUGGUA